UCCCCGCCCUCCCCGCCGGCAACGACCGAGAACCGGCAACUCUUCCUCCGCGGGGCCUGCGCCCUCUGGGCCCGGGGAAGGAACGGGGUCUUGAGGCGGCGAGGGUGGGUGAGGGUGGUCGGAGAGCUGCAAGGUCCUGAAGAAGGACCGAGGCUGAGAGGGUGCCAAGAUGCAGAUCAAAUUCCUCGGCUACCACCAGGGGGAGACAGAGGCCAGCCUAAGCGCCCCCGGUGAAGUGAGUCUGAGGCCAGCAGGUGAACAGUCAGAAGCUGGACGGUCCUGAAGAAGAUUUGUGAGGCUUGAACCGUCAUGGAUGGAGGAGGAGAAGGAAAAGGAUGAGUGGGAGGGCCAUGUGGAACUGGAGCCCAGGCGGCUGGCUGCUGGCAUCAUGCCUGGCCUGGCUGUGGACCUGCCUGGCCUUGGCUUCCUUACAGCCUCCAACUGCCACAGUCCUGGUAAAGCAGGGCACCUGUGAGGUGAUUGAUGCUCACCGCUGCUGCACCCGGAACCGCAUUGAGGAGCGCUCCCAGACUGUCAAGUGCCCCUGCUUUUCUGGCCAAGUGGCCGGCACUACGAGGGCAAAGCCUUCCUGUGUGGAUGCCUCCAUCGUCCUGCAGAGGUGGUGGUGUCACAUGGAGCCCUGCCUGCGGGGGGAGGAGUGCAAGGUGUUCCCAGACCUGUCAGGAUGGAGCUGUAGCAGUGGACACAAAGUCAAAACCACCAAGGUCACACGAUAGCUCUUGGACACGCAGAAGCUGCCAGAGGUUUCAUCCAGAACCACAAAAAUGAAUGCACACAUUGAGGUUAAAGGUGAAGGUGUGAUAAACAAUUAAAGUCUCCUGUUUGAACCCUU
This is a messenger RNA of Heterocephalus glaber (naked mole-rat), 853 nucleotides long. It is a transcript of the gene Tafa3, whose product is annotated as TAFA chemokine like family member 3. Gene Ontology annotation, molecular function: receptor ligand activity. The record is from RefSeq and is a predicted model, not a curated record. Gene Ontology annotation, biological process: negative regulation of microglial cell activation; positive regulation of microglial cell activation. NCBI's taxonomy places the organism in Eukaryota, Metazoa, Chordata, Mammalia, Rodentia, Bathyergidae.